Oncorhynchus masou masou (cherry salmon) is the source of this 5000-nucleotide messenger RNA. Its product is annotated as tyrosine-protein phosphatase non-receptor type 5-like. The record is from RefSeq and is a predicted model, not a curated record. NCBI's taxonomy places the organism in Eukaryota, Metazoa, Chordata, Actinopteri, Salmoniformes, Salmonidae. Gene Ontology annotation, molecular function: protein tyrosine phosphatase activity; protein kinase binding. Gene Ontology annotation, biological process: signal transduction; peptidyl-tyrosine dephosphorylation. The transcript has 14 exons. Gene Ontology annotation, cellular component: plasma membrane; cell junction; cytosol. Bases 301 to 2025 code for a protein of 574 amino acids.
GAGGCUGUCGCUUGUGGAUCUUUUGCUCUCCUCCAGGAAACAAACAAAAGAAAACCCGUCACAUACACUCUCUCACACACACACACACACUGAUAAAGGAAAAAAGUAUUUUCAGAUUGCGUUGUGUCAAAGGGUUGAGCUGAGAGGGAGGAAGGAUGGUAAUGUGAAGAGAAACACACCCAGGACUGAUUCAUACAGCAUGGCCAACAACUGGUGGUUGCCACAGGAUACAGAAUUUGACUUGAUCAUGUGAUCUGUCCUCCUUCCUGUACCCUUAGUUAGACCUUCCAGAGGGACAUCAUGACCAGACGACUGAGCAGCUCGACUCGAUCCCAGACGGAGGACUCCGUCUUCCUAAAGCCAGACGAAGACCCCAUAUGGCUGGAUGACCCUCCAACGACAGACGGCGAUCCCACUCAACCAGGAGAUGGCCCCCCAGGCCUUGACGAACCCCCAGGACCAGGGACAGGUCCCCCAGGGCCCCAGAGACACCCAGAGGAACUGUGGAGGGACAAGUUUUACACCAUCGUCAUGGGGAUGCACUGGUGUGCCGUGUUCUGCGCAAUUUCCCAAAUCACGGGUUAUUGGGCCUUCUUCCUGGUGGAUGGUAAUGGGCUUUUCUCAGCCUUCUACAAAUCCCUGCAGCUCCUAGACUUCUACCUGGGCGUCCUCCUAUCAUUCAACCCUGUGUUUGGAGUGGACUCCCUGUGCGUGAUGGCGGAGGUGGAGAAGACCAAUCACUACUGGGUCCUCCAGGCCACCGAAGGCAUUGGCAUGGCUAUCAUUGUCUUUAUGAUCAUCCGCACUGUGUGUAAGUUGGAGUACGGUGAUGCGUGGUGGUCAGCGGCGACGGUGGCUGACCAUGGGGACAGACGUCAGUCGGUGAGUCGCCAGCCUUCCUUCACCCUGUCGGAGUGGACAGACGCCCAGGAGGACCUGAUGGACCUGGAAGCUGAACCCCAGACCCCCAUUUUUGACCUGGGCCUGGACACGAGGACAGAGGGGGACAUCACCACCCUCUCUGUUACACCUGUGGGCCUGCAGGAGAGGAGAGGCUCCAACGUGUCUCUGACCCUGGACAUGUGUUCUCCUGGCUGUACGGAGCCCUAUGGCUACGGAGCCCAGCUCUCCCCCAGAGACCAGACUGCCAAGGAGUACCUGAGGGAGGGAACAAACACUCUCACCCCUAGCCAGCUCCACACACGCGCUAUAGACGACCAGGCCCUACAGGCUGAGUUCUAUGAAACUCCCAUGAACUUUGUGGACCCAAAGGAGUAUAACUACCCGGGCCUGGUGAGGAAGAACCGCUACAAGACCAUCCUCCCCAACGCACAUAGCCGAGUGAUACUCCGGACAGCAGAUGAAGAGGAGUUCCUCAGUACCUAUAUCAACGCUAACUACCUACAGGGUUACGGGGGUGAGGAGCGGGCGUACAUCGCUACCCAGGGUCCUACAGUGAACACAGUGGGAGACUUCUGGAGGAUGGUGUGGCAGGAGCGCUGUCCCAUCAUCGUCAUGAUCACAAACCUAGAGGAGAAGAAUGAGAAAUGUGCAGAGUACUGGCCUGAGGACUCUGUGACCCACGAGGGCAUCGAGAUCAAGGUUGUCACGGUAACCCAGGAGGACGACUACAGCCUGAGGGUCUUCACUCUGAAGUUUGAUGGAGAGGAGCGCAGCCUCCGGCAGUACUGGUACACCUCCUGGCCUGACCAGAAGACCCCAGACAAAGCCCCGCCACUCCUGGAGCUGGUAGAGGAAGUGGAGCAGGCCAGAGCGGAAGCUCCGCCCACCAGCGGCCCUGUCAUCGUCCACUGCAGUGCUGGGAUAGGUCGGACAGGCUGUUUCAUCGCCACCUCCAUCCUGUGUAAACAGCUGAGGAGUGAGGGCGUGGUCGACAUCCUGAGGACCACCUGCCAGCUCCGCCUCGACAGAGGCGGGAUGAUCCAGACGGGUGAGCAGUACCAGUUUGUUCACCACGUCCUCAGCCUCUACGAGAAGCAGCUGUCCCACAUUGUAGAGGAGUAGAGACACACCACUGUACUGUACCUACUGUACACUGUACCUACUGUAUUGUACAAUGUACCUUCUGUAUUGUACACUGUACCUUCUGUACUGUACACUGUACCUACUGUACGUACUGUACUGUACCUACUGUACUGUACCUACUCUAUUGUACACUGUACCUACUGUACUGUACUGUACACUGUACCUACUGUACUGUACACUGUACCUACUGUACUGUACACCCAUCUCAAUGUCACCCUUUAGCACACACAACCACAAAAACAAUAACAGACUAUGUCAGCCUCAUCCAGCCCCCUUUCAUUUCAGAGGCCCACGUACGAGAAGCCCAAUUCUGACAUAAAUUCCUUAAUUCGGCAAGAAUUUGACUGAUUUGAUUUGCAGACCAUGCUCUAAGAGUAGCAAUAACUACAUGACUGUCUGGCCCCACUUCUAACGCAGACAUUUGUUGUCACACUUGGCAGAGGUCUGUCCAGUAGGAUAUUUGAUGAUAUGUCCCGUCAAGUGCCAUGUUAGAUUAUUCAGACUUCUCCAGAUAAGAAAAGCCUAUAUUCACGGUGUUGUAAAACAAUCUCACAGUGAGGGACCACCAGUUCGUCUGAAACGUAAACCGCCAACUAGCUUUUCUCUCCUGUUACAACAAAACCUCCAUACGAGCAAAAGACGUAGAAAAUGUCAAUGUUCAAAGUCUUGUGCUCACUUGGCCUCUUCAAAUAAACACAGUACAGCAGGCCUUUCCAAACUCCUGGUGCUUCUCAGGAGCCACCUCAUCUUCAGGUUUCAUGGUGCUCCGUGUUCAUUACCACUGACUGAGGCAUGUGCCAUAGAUCUCUAUGGAAACACCGAGGAAUGUAACCGUUGGGUAACUAGGCAUUGUGUGCAGUCUCUUCAGUAUUACAGUACCGUGCGUAUGUGCAGUCAGUCAUCAUGAUCUCCAUGGUAAUUCAUCAGACAUCAUAGCCUCAUAGACUUUCACCAGCGUUGUCAGGUGACCACCGAGACUUGGGGGGGACGUGUGCAUGUCUCAACUUCUGAGUUCACACAUGAGAAGUAAUGACUGGCACAUACAGUAGCAUAGGAAUCCAGAGGCGGAGGUGCAGAUCUGCUAGUGAAACGUGCACCUGUUACAUUUUUUCCCCCUCACGGGAGUCAAAUAGCCUGGGUGCCAGUCUGUUUCGGCUCGCUUGCCAAACUCCUUAUGGUAUUGUCAUGUUUUGUCAAUUCAAAUUUGGUCUGCAAAAGCAACAACAACAUCAAAAAACAGAUCUGGGACCAUGCUAGAAAAUCAACAUGAAAGUGCAAAAGGGUACGAAUGUAAAAAGGUUGCAAGAAGAAACAAAACCUCUAAACUGGACUUUAAUGGUUUAGCUUUCCUUUUAAACGUUAUUAUUCCCCUCUAACAAAGGAUCCAGGUGUUAAUGAUGAUGGGUAAACCUGACCCUCCUGACCCUGCCCAUCAGCGCCCUCUCUGUGGGGUUGGGAUGAUGAUGACCUCUGCUGACAACAGUACCCUGAACACGUGCGUGACGUUAGCAGCCCAUGAUUGUUGUAUAGACAGGCCAAGCCUACUCCGUAUAAAGCACAAUAGACUAACUAUGGUUGUCUCUCUGAUGUUCAGCUGUAAAAUGUUCAUGUCUCUGUGUCGUGUUUUGACUGUGUUGAUUUAAAUGGAUUGCAUGUGCUGUAUGGGACUCUCAUAUGUCCGUAAUCAAAGCGAAAGUGAUUGGUUGUCCAGCUUUCUGUUGUAAUAAGGGUUCUCCGAUUAUCUUGCUUGCUCUCUGCCAAUGCUUUUGAUACAGUUUGCUUUUGUGAAACCAACCAGAGAUAUUUUUAGAACCGUUUUUUAUACAAUCCUUUCGAGUAGAUGCCUUGUGUAUAUUUUCCAUUUACACCACAAUGGAAUGUAGCUCAUACUGUGGUCAAACCAUUGGUUUAUAUCGCAAGAUUUGACAGAUACAAAUGUGACAACUACCCAAGUUACCUUACAACAAAAAAACAUUGAUUGUUUUGUCUUCAGUAUGACUUUGAUGCCUCUAGGCUUUGCUUCAAUAUGCUUUGCUUUGUGUGUCCUUGAGGUUUUUUUUUUUAUCUCAUUUUCUUUUCGAGUUUUACCCCAGACCCAGUUUUGACACAGUCCUCACACAUUCCCCAUCUGUGGUUUCAAUUGAAUUCAAUCGCAUAUAAAGGAAAACCACACUAUGGGUUCACUCUAAAUGUUUAUGCCAAUGACGAACAGCUUCCGGGCCACGAUUUGAAUGUGGUUGACACCUCCGAUACUUAACAUUGACCGACUGCAUGGUUUCUCCUUGGCGCGUAAUUGAUUGCAUUGUGGCCUGUGAACUCCAAGCUAGACUGACCUCACAUCGACAUGAGAAAUAUCAACUACUCGUAGGACAGCUAAAACAAUGGGAUUAAGAGUUGUAUGGAAGAAACCUCUAAGGACUCUGAAUCUUUGAUUGAAUGCAGCUGGUCCAUUACAGUGAACACCCAGCAGGAGACAAUGUCACUGGUUUGUUUUAAAUGGGCAUCUCACAAAGUAAAAAUGAGAAUUUCAUCCUCUGAUUGAAACGGCCGUGACAUGUUGAGUUUUGAAGAUGGAACAACAACUGAAGUGGAACCGCUAGGAACUUGGAGAAGUUGGAAUUCAACUAUGAAAUCCUUUCCUGAUAACGCUCGUUGCAAUUGAUCCAACCGCUUUAUUUUGAGUGCUUGUUGUCUGUGCUGCCAGGUCUUAUUCUGGUUAUCAUAGUGAGGGAGAAGAUCAUUGAAAUAGCCAACCCAGUGAACAAAAUUGGUUGAAAAUACUUUGAAUAUGUCUUUUUGGUUGAAAAUAUGUCUUCUCAAACAGUUUUUUGCUCACUGGGGAAACUAUCAGACAUACUCCAACCAACCAGCAAACAGCCUACUCUCCUCUGCUUCUACAGUAUUGCUUUUAAAUUGUGAGUUUUUGCAUCCAAAUAAAAGUAGAUUUUCAUGAA